Chinchilla lanigera (long-tailed chinchilla) is the source of this 4156-nucleotide messenger RNA. RefSeq names its product SPT2 chromatin protein domain containing 1 (gene Spty2d1). Gene Ontology annotation, molecular function: DNA binding; histone binding. The coding region runs from base 306 to 2354 and encodes 682 amino acids. The record is from RefSeq and is a predicted model, not a curated record. Lineage: Eukaryota; Metazoa; Chordata; Mammalia; Rodentia; Chinchillidae. Gene Ontology annotation, biological process: nucleosome assembly; regulation of DNA-templated transcription. Gene Ontology annotation, cellular component: nucleolus. The transcript is spliced from 6 exons.
GUUGGCUGGCAAAGGGUCUAGCCCCGCCCCCCUGAGCUGACGCCAUAGCCACGUAUCACGUUUUACGUGUCUUGGGCGUGAAAGAGGAAGUUACGCGGAUAGGGCGUACUGCGGGACACUGGGAGUAUAUAAGCAGCUGUAGCGAAAUCGGUGGGCAGACGGCAUUGCGAGGCGACGGAAGUGGUCUCGUGGAGGAGGGGUGGACGCGCGCUGCCGAGGCAGUUCACUUGCGUAGCCGGGCGCCUCCGCAAGGCGCGCUUGCACUGCUUUCUGAGUGCGUGGACCAGUCCCCCCAUCAGCCGAACAUGGACUUCAGGGAAAUUCUCCUGAUAGCCUCCAAAGGACAAGGUGUCAACAAUGUGCCGAAAAGGUAUAGUUUGGCCGUGGGACCUCCUAAGAAAGACCCAAAAGUUAAAGGUGUCCAAUCAGCAGCUGUACAAGCUUUUCUCAGAAGAAAAAACGAGGAGCUCAGACAAAAGGCCUUAGAAGAGAAAAGGAGAAAGGAAGAACUAGUGAAAAAACGAAUUGAGCUCAAACAUGACAAGAAAGCAAGAGCUAUGGCCAAGAGGACAAAGGAUAAUUUCCAUGGUUACAAUGGGAUUCCUGUUGAGGAGAAGUCAAAGAGAAGGCAGGCGAUGGAAAGCCACACCAGCCAGGGAGCAGACCAAGAGUACGAGAUGGAGGAAGAGGACGAAUUCUUGGAAUACAAUCAGGCCGAGUCGGAGCAGGAGUACCAGGAAGAACAAGAGCCCCCCAAAGCAGAAAGCAAACCAAAGGUCCCCCUUAAAAGUGCCCCACCGCCCAUGAACUUCACUGACUUACUGAGGCUGGCUGAGAAAAAGCAGUUUGAACCAGUGGAGAUCAAGGUGGUGAAGAAAACAGAAGAGCGACCUAUGACUGCGCAGGAACUUAGGGAGCGGGAGUUCCUUGAACGAAAGCAUAGGAAGACGAAACCGGAGACAGAUGCAAAACUACCUCCAGCUGUAUCUAAAAAGGCACCCUCUCAGAAAGAAAGCGUGGGCACAAAACUUAACAGAGUUCCUGGGGACAGGCAUCCUUCCAAAGGAAUGCCCUUUGCUCCUCCUGAGAAGAAACCCAGACCCAGCACAGCCAGUGAGAAACAUUUAGCUUUGUCUGCGUCCAAAUCCGUGCCAGGAGAGAGGACCAAAGCAGGACCUGGCAACAGCUCCCAGCCCUCGCUCCGUGAGGGUCACGACAGACCCGUUUUCAAUGGGGCUGGGAAGCCCCACUCCAGCACCUAUUCACCAAGUGUCCCAAAGACUUCUGCUAGUGGGACUCAGAAAUCUGCUACUGAGCACAAAGCCAAAAAAUUUCCUCCUUCCCAACCUAGCCAUUCCAAACCUGGGCCCAUGGUCACUCCCCAGAGUAAAGCUAAGGGUCCAGGGGUCAGGCAGCCAGGCAGCAUGUCCAGCUCAACCCCUGGGCAGCCCAGUCCAGGGACAGCUCGGCACAUGCUUAGUUCUGGCGCUGUGCCCAGGCGCCAGGAUGGCAGCUCCAGCUCCACGCCUGCGCCGUCAGUUAGUGGGACUAAGAAGUUGCCCAAUGAGUCAAAUCCCUUUGGGCGGACAGGUAGCAGUACAAGUGGCCCUGGGCGACCUGCAAGCAGUGGAAGUGGCCCUGGACGACCCAUCAGUGGCUCAGACAGUUCCAGAAGACCUGUGGGCAGCUCUGGCGGCCCUGGGCGACCUGUAAGCAGUUCACAUGAUCGGCGAGCUGUGAGUGGCUCAGGGCCCCCUGGACGGCCAGUCAGUGGUCCUGGACGACCCAUAAAUGGCCCAGUUCUGGCUGCACGGCCUGUUACUAGUUCAGGCCCUGGGCGACCAAUGAGCAGCUUAGGACCUGGGCGAACAGUCAGCAGCCCAGGUCCUCCUGCAAGGCCCAAGUGCACCGUUGUCUCGGAAACAAUUUCUUCCAAGAAUAUUAUCAGCCGGUCCAGCAAUGGACAGAUGAAUGGAAUGAGGCCUCCCCUAUCAGGCUACAGACCUGCCCAAGGUCCUCAAAGGCUUCCCUUCCCUACCAGCUACAAAAGGCAGCGAGAUUAUGAAGAGGAGGAAGAUGAUGAAUAUGACCCCGAAAUGGAUGAUUUUAUUGAAGAUGAAGGAGAACCUCAGGAAGAAAUAUCGAAGCACAUUCGAGAAAUUUUUGGCUAUGACCGGAAAAAGUACAAAGAUGAAAGUGAUUAUGCCUUACGUUACAUGGAGAGCAGUUGGAAGGAGCAGCAGAAAGAAGAAGCAAAGAGUUUAAGACUAGGUAUGCAAGAGGACCUAGAGGAAAUGCGACGAGAAGAAGAAGAAAUGAAACGUCGAAAGGCCAAGAAGCUAAAGCGACGUUAGCUGCUGCUUUUAUUUUUGUGAAAUUCUGGGAUCACUGCUGCAAGGAUUUCCUGCCUUCAGACUGAAUUAAGUCCCCUUAUCGUUUUAGAUUUAUACUUGAGUACUCAAGGAGAAGGAAUGCAUACUGUCAUUUGCAGGCUGUCAUUUGAGCAGGAAGUAUUUUCGAAUACUCAAGGCAAAAUCUGUAGUGCAGAUGAUGGAAUGCCCACCGCGUGCUCCUGUGAAGUGAACCGUCCACAGAUGCCAGCCUUGAUCCUGAUGAGCUAUGCACUCUGAUUGGGGCCACUCACCAGGCAGCCAGUCUUUUGUUGUUCCUUUGUUACUUUAAAAGGAAAAAAAAAAAGAUUGUCUCUUGACUUAAUCUGCUGAUGUGUGAGUAGGACACCCCUCAACUCCCAAAUUCAACUUCUUUAUGAGAAACUGGCCCUUCGAAGAAUGUUGCCAGCAAUAAAGUGACCUGUCCUAAUCUAUAUGUUUGGAUUAUGAAAUCUGAAAUGUAGAGUAUGCUUUAAAUUAUCACAUAGAUGUCAUCCUUGUGGCUUUGAAGUACAAAACACAGUGGGAAUACAGUUAGUGUAUUCUAUAUUAUUCUGGAUUGGAUGCUGAGCAUUCUUGUUGAUUUAGAUAAUUAGGCAAUUUAAAAAUUUUUUCCAAGUUAAAAUACAAAUCAUAAAAAAAAAUAAUAAAAUACAAAUCAUGCCAGUAUAAGAAUAUUGUAAGUUUUCCAACUUACUGUUAUGUUGACUUUAGUGUAAAACAGACAAGGUCACUGUGCUGAUCUUAAAAAAUUCAUUUUUAUAUUGAAGAAAGAAAAAUAUUUUAUUCAGAUAUUAGAUUUAAAAGAAGAAUAGUUUAAAAAUAAGGAAGUGACAUGUGAGACUCCUCUCCACCUUAUUCUUCCCAAUCACAAAGAUAUUUUGGAAUCCCAGGGUGCCCUGUACCUCUUGAUGUUAAUGACUUUGCAUUUUUAGCUUAAAUUCCUUAGCCAAUAGUAAUAGCAAAAAACCAAAAACUAAAUUUGUGUGUAUCAAGAGCACCACCUUCUCUUUUUGCCCAUAUUGCACUUUGAUUUCAAACUAUGCACUGUGAAGAGAUUCUCCCCACCCCCGUGGCAGAACAGGUGUUUCCUGUGGGUGUUUUCCUGGGCUGUGGAACUUUCUUCAUUUUUACCCCUCUUUAAUAAUGACUUAAAGAGGGGUGACUUUAUAACACUUAGGCCUCCGCUCCAGACGUUCUGGCCAGGCUGACCAAGGAGCUGGCUCGGAGGAAGCCAAGUCUCAAUAACAGUCAGCAGCAGAAUUGCCAUGCUGUGUUGACGCUAGAGAACAUUUGUCCUGACUCUUCCGUGUGCAGAGCUGGGAGGCAGUCUACAGUAAGCUCGUGGGGACAGUUCUGCAAUAACUGUUCUGGGGAUUGAAGCCAUUGGAUGGGGAGCAGGAAUAAGGAGAGGUUGCCCUAGAAAGAAUCCUUACUGUUCAACAGGUCCUGGCAUUUUUGUAUAUUCUUUUUUUACCAUAAAGUCUUUAUUUUUCAAGUUUGGGAAUCAUAGAUGACCAUUGUUGGCCUUCUUUAGUGGGACCAUGUGACCCAAUCCUUUAAGACUAAUUCUUUUUUUUUUUGGUUUUUCUCCGGUACCGAGAACCGAACUCACGACCUUGCGCUUGCCAGGCAGGCACUUUGCCACUGAGCUAAAUCCCCAGCCCCAAGACUAAUUCAUUUUGAAUUGAGUUACAAACUUUGAAAGUGCAAGGAUUAAAGUUGAAGCCUCUGUCUUGAUUUAAUUAAAAAGAAAAAUUAAAGUA